CGCGGAGGGGCUGCGUGCGCAGGAGCCGGGCGCGCGCGCGCUCCUCUUUCUCCGCCGCAAGUGGCGGCCAUGCCAGGGAGGCGGCAGAAGCGGCUUCUCCGCGAGGCGCCGGCGCUUGGCGGGGUCGUGGGCCGCCGGCCUCUGCAAGAGGCCUCCUGCUCCUCCCCGCGCAGAAGCAGCGAGGCCUUCUACUCGGCUCGGGACGGCCCGCCACCGCUCCGCCUGGGCGCGGCGUAUUUCGACCAGCCGUGCACCCGGCUGGCCAGAGCCUUGCUGGGGCAGGUUCUGGUUCGGAAGCUCCCAGAUGGGAAAGAGCUCAGAGGACGGAUUGUGGAAACAGAGGCCUAUUUGGGAGGAGAUGACUCAGCUUCCCAUUCAAGGGGUGGGCGGCAGACUGCAAGGAACACAGCCAUGUUCAUGAUGCCAGGCACUCUGUAUGUGUACCAGAUCUACGGGAUCUACUUCUGCAUGAAUGUCUCCAGCCAAGGUGAGGGGGCUGCCGUCCUCUUGCGGUCACUGGAGCCUUUGCAGGGCCUUGACGCAAUGAGAGAGCUGCGCCUUGCUCAGCGGAAAGGGGUGACCCGACCCCCCAAAGACUGGCAACUGUGCAACGGGCCCUCCAAACUCUGCCAGGCCCUUGCGAUCGACAAGAGUUUUGACCAGCAGGAUCUGGCCAGCCACCCCACUGUGUGGCUGGAGUCCAGCCCAGGCCUGCCCAGGGAGGAAGCUCUCAUUUGUGCCCCCCGCGUUGGGAUCAGUGGCGAGUGGGCCCAGAAGCCUUUGCGCUUCUACAUCCUGGGCAACAAGUGCGUGAGCAUCAGGGAUAAGGUGGCAGAGGGGCCAGCAGGAGCCGGCCUACUGCACGUGCCUGCUGAGGCCUCUUCCUGCUGAUGUGCAGGAGCUGGUGAGGCCGUGGAGUGGACAUGCGCAGUAGCAGAGCACGAGAGGAGGCUGCUGAAGGAGCGUGUGUGUUUGUCACCAUAAGUGUGUUCCUUGCUCUGCUAACAGAGGCUGUGGCUGUGGCUGCAAGGGGCCUUCCUGCUUGCCCUGUUUGGAGAAGGGAGCUAUCUGACAAGAAGCACCAUGCCAGGGGGAUGACUGGACAGGAGAGAGGCUGGGGACAAGCAGAUAGCUCCACCUCCCCGAGAGCAGCCAGCAUGGGACUGCUCUUAGGCAUGGGGGGCAUGUUUAAUGGAAGAUGGUGCGAUGGGGGGGGGGCAAAAAUACAAUAUCUCACUAAGGGGACUUUUUUGCCUCCAAGCCCUUUUAAAAAACCCAAAUAAAAAGCUGCACGCUAUCCCCUCCCCCUCCUUGACAUGCACUGUCUGUGAUGGGGGGGGAUGAGAGUUCCACUGCGGCCAAGAGAUGCCAGCAUCACCGCAGCAAAUACUCCCCCCCAAUUACCUGAUUAAGCAUGUCCCUGAUCCUGACACCUUUUGGAUGGUGGAGGUAUAACUGGAUCCAAACAAGCAACUAUGACAAGGUCACAUUGUUUGAUGUAUAUUUAAAUUUUUUAAAAAACGGAAUAAAAACAGUUUAAAAAACCAA
Molecule: messenger RNA, 1548 nt
Organism: Rhineura floridana
Lineage: Eukaryota; Metazoa; Chordata; Lepidosauria; Squamata; Rhineuridae
Gene: MPG
Product: N-methylpurine DNA glycosylase
Exons: 3
Coding region: 70-891 (273 amino acids)
Biological process (GO): base-excision repair
Molecular function (GO): alkylbase DNA N-glycosylase activity; DNA binding
Source: RefSeq, a predicted model, not a curated record